UUGGUGUUUGGGUGGGUAUUGACGCCAUCAUGGGGAGAACCACGUGUUGUUGAGCCACCGAUAAGAAUCGAUUUACAGCCGCCGGAGUCAACACGCAACCUGACUGCCCGGAAUGUGUUUCAAAGCUGGGUGACAAUGCCCAUCGAUCACUUUGAUCCGCAGAACCGUGAUACUUUUCAAAUGCGAUUUAUGUUCAACGAACAGUUCUUCGGUGGUGAUGGCUACCCUAUUUUUAUAAUGGUAGGCGGAGAAUGGACCAUUGCAGCGGGCUGGCUGCUAGCUGGUAAUAUGUACCUAAUGGCUGAAGAAAACCGCGGAUACAUGAUCUAUACCGAACAUCGCUACUAUGGAGAAACACUACCGUAUCAGGAGUUCACAGCUCAAAACCUACGAUUCUUGAAUGUGGACCAGGCCCUGGCAGAUCUAGCGUAUUUCAUUCUCGAACUGAAAAAACAGUCACGAUUUACCAAUAGCAAAAUCAUCCUUUACGGUGGGUCCUACGCGGCCAAUAUGGCGCUAUGGUUUAAACAGCGGUACCCUCACUUGGUUGAGGGAGUUGUAGCUUCCAGCGGACCUAUUAAAGGAAAAGUAGACUUUGCAGGAUAUUUGGAGGUAGUUCAUCAAGCAUUAUUAUCAGAAGGAGGCGAGCAAUGCAUAUCAACUAUAAGGCAGGGUAUAGCGGACACAAUCGCGGCUAUGCAGACAGAAUUAGGGCGGAGAUCAUUAGAAGAAGCUUACAGGCUAUGUUCACCGUUGAACUACGACAAUGAUUUCGAUCUGGGCUAUUUGUCCGGUCUCAUCACCUGGACAUUCUCCACGUCAGUGCAGCAAGCGCGCCCAGGCACUCUGCUGAGCAUCUGUAACAACUUCGCCACUAAUGCUUACGGAGUGACUCCAAUGCAGAAAAUCGGCGGUUACAUCGCAGCAAUCCGUAACUUGGGAAAUUCAUGUUGGUCGGCGAGUUACGAAGCUUUUCUCAACACUUACAAUGCUACAAGAUCAAAUUCUCGAGCAUGGUAUUACCAGACGUGUACGGAAUACGGGUACUAUCAGAUUGCACCAAGCUCCGGCACGGUAUUCGAUCAAUUGAAAUGGUUGGAUGUAGCUUUUUAUGUCAAUGUUUGCAAGCAAGUUUUUGACCAGAGGUUUGAUGAAAAAUUUGUAUACGACGCUGUGGAUCGCGUAAACCUGAUAUUUGGCGGUUUAAAGCCCGAUGUGAACAACACUAUUAAUAUCCAUGGAAUGAUCGAUCCGUGGCACGCACUUGGUGUUUAUGAUGAGGAUUUGAAAGAAGGCUCUCCCACUUACACCAUUCCUAGGGCAUCACAUUGCUUCGACUUGCAGGGCUGGUUAAGCACAGAUACCAUUAGGAUGACUCGCGCCCAACAAGCAGCAAGAAGACUGGUCUCUAGGUGGCUAUCGUCAUAA
Molecule: messenger RNA, 1428 nt
Organism: Parnassius mnemosyne (clouded apollo)
Lineage: Eukaryota; Metazoa; Arthropoda; Insecta; Lepidoptera; Papilionidae
Source: the annotation of a GenBank genome assembly